This is a messenger RNA of Physella acuta, 2339 nucleotides long. RefSeq lists its product as uncharacterized. Lineage: Eukaryota; Metazoa; Mollusca; Gastropoda; Physidae. The record is from RefSeq and is a predicted model, not a curated record.
UCCUCGCUGUGUCGCCCUGUGCACGUCGCGCUUCAUGACAAUAGAGGACAGGACAAUAGAGGACUGGGCAACUGAGGACAGGACAAUACAGACCAGGGUGAUAGAGGACAGGACAACAGAGGACAGAACAAGAGGACAGGCAAUGUGUUGUUUAGAAAACCGCAGUUGAGCAGAUGUGUAGCCAGCCGUCAGAUCAAUGUUGUAUGUGGUGGAUGUGGUAAGACAACCUUGAGACACUUACGACAGCCAAACCACAUGUGUGUCUGCUGUCUCAUCACUUCCACAUAACCGUGUGAUGUCAUUUCACAUGACCUCGUGCAAUAUGUUUACAUAGGUCAUCAUUUCCCCAGGAUUCGUGUUGUUAUAACCUGUGAUACGACUCGUGUUUUCCCAACCCUCGAAUCUUCUCGUCUCUCCCACCUUCAUGGCGUGAUGGGCUGAGGGCGGAGGGAUUAUUUGGAUUAUUUGGAUUAUUUGGAUUAUUUGGAUUAUUUGGAUUAUCGCAGUUUUAUUCAGCUGUUGGGAAAGUUGAUGUACAAGUUUAAAACAUUUCCGUGCCACCUAGUGAGAAUAUCUAAAACUUCGUGCUACCGAUUGUGAAGAUCUAAAAACUCCGUGCCAUCCAGUGUGAAGGUCUAGAAACUCCGUGCUAAAAAAACUCUGUGCCACCUAGUGUGACAACUGGACGGCGGAUGUGACCAUGAGCUGGGACACACCCCCAACAUGGCGUCGGUUCUACCGUCUUGUAACACCAGUGACGUCAUGGCCCAGCUGGCCAACGUGACGUCACCGACCGAUGACGUCUACGACCACGAGGGGGCCAUGGAGUUUAUCGUGGCCACUCUGCUUGUCUACUGCCUCAUCGGCAUCGCUGGCCUGCUGGUGAUGAAGAUACGGAGGCGGGCGUCCAUGGGCCAGAGGACCGUGACGAUGCGCGAGGAACACAUCCAGAGCUACAUCAAGCAGGCGGACGAUCUCAGGCUGGCUGGGUACAGAGAUAAGCUGAAGAUUGAGGCCAAGAGGAUGAUGUACUACAUAGAGAGCAUCGAGCGGAGAAAAAGUGAGGCGGGGAGUGUCAUGGAGGUCACAACUUUUCUAGAAGAUUCCUCCACACAGACCAGCCCGCUAACCAUCGCAGAGGAACCAUCAUUUACCAUCGCAGAGGAACCAUCAUUUACCAUCGCAGAGGAACCAUCAUUUACCAUCGCAGAGGAACCAUCAUUUACCAUCGCAGAGGAACCAUCAUUUACCAUCGCAGAGGAACCAUCAUUUACCAUCGCAGAAGAACCAUCCUUUAAUUUGCCGACUCAGCAAUUUUUGACUUAUGCAGGUUCGAACACAUUGCCGCCAAACAUUGGUCGGGAUGUCAGAAGUUGUGGGUUCAAAACCCACUUGAGCUCAAGUGCACUACUGACGACUUACGAAGUUCCAGACAUUAGCACGAACAAUCUGACGAACAACGUGCCGGCUCACGUGACAAACGUGCCGGCUCACGUGACAAACGUGCCAACUCACGUGACAAACGUGCCGGCUAACGUGACAAACGUACCGGCUCACGUGACCAACAACGUGCCGGCUCACGUGACGCACGUGCCGGCUCACGUGACAAACGUACCGGCUCACGUGACAAACGUGCCGGCUCACGUGACAAACGUACCGGCUCACGUGACAAACGUGCCGGCUCACGUGACCAACAACGUGCCGGCUAACGUGACAAACAACGUGCCGGCUCACGUGACAAACGUGCCGGCUCACGUGACAAACAACGUGCCGGCUCACGUGACAAACGUGCCGGCUCACGUGACAAACGUGCCGGCUCACGUGACAAACGUACCGGCUCACGUGACCAACAACGUGCCGGCUCACGUGACGCACGUGCCGGCUCACGUGACAAACGUACCGGCUCACGUGACAAACGUGCCGGCUCACGUGACAAACGUACCGGCUCACGUGACAAACGUGCCGGCUCACGUGACAAACAAUCUGACCACGGAGAGACCAGCCACACAAGAGGACAUGUGUGUUCAGGAGGACAUUGAGGACAAUAACGACGAGCACAUGUCCUUGAUUUAACACCACACACACGCUUACAUACACCACACCAUAUACCACACCACACACCACACCAUACACACCACACACAUCUGAACACAACAGAACAUCACUUAAACUGUUUAACUUACACACUAGUGCCUUCAGUAUUUCCUUCAAGACAUCGUUUAAACAAUACUCUUUCUUAAUGAGUUUUAAUUGGUUCUAUGCAUAUAUAUAUAUAUAUAUAUAUAUAUAUAUAUAUAUAUAUAUAUAUAGGUUUGUGUUUGUAUCUUCUUCGAUGUAUA